AGCUCCAAUCACUACAACAUGGCCGCCCCCUUUGAGCGUAGUUAGCCAAACGAGCUCUUAGGUUCUCCUGAAUAUUGUGUCCAUAUUCACGACACAAUGUGGCCACAGUUUGGCCCCGUUUGUCGUACAAACACGUUAAUUUGUAGAACAACCUUGCUGGCCGGAGUUCUUUUCAAACGUCGCCAAGGAGCGGCUUUUCGCCGCUUGAGCAGCUGUAAAGCGCUGGUUUACAAGAACCAUGGAGACCCUUCCCAUGUCAUACAGUUAAAGAAUGUAGAUCUUCCUCCAGUGGGUCCAAAGGAUGUUCUGGUUAAAAUUCUGGCUGCUCCUAUCAACCCAUCUGACAUCAACAUGAUCCAAGGUACAUAUGCCAUCCUGCCGGAACUUCCAGCCAUUGGUGGCAAUGAGGGCUUGGCCCAAGUGGUGGAGGUGGGUGGAAAGGUCACAUCUGUCCAAGUAGGCGAUUGGGUCAUCCCGAGAGAUGCUGGUUUAGGAAUGUGGAGGACGGCAGCCGUGCUGGGUGAAGAUGACGUCAUUUCGGUGCCCAGUGACAUUCCAAUGUUAGCCGCCGCCACGCUUGGGGUUAACCCCUGCACUGCCUUCAGGAUGCUAGCUGAUUUUGAGCAACUCCAGCCAGGUGAUUCUGUGAUCCAGAACGCGGCCAACAGCGGAGUCGGGCAGGCGGUCAUUCAGAUUGCGGCGCCAAGGGGGAUAAACACCAUCAACGUCAUUCGGGACCGGCCGGAAUUCAGCCAGCUCAGCGAUAGGCUGAAGGCCCUCGGAGCAAGUCACGUGAUCAAGGAGGACGCACUACGGAAGCCUGAGAUGAAGGAACUCUUUAAGACAUGUCCGAAGCCCAAACUGGCUUUAAACGCAGUCGGAGGAAAAAGCGCCACCGAGCUGCUCCGUCACCUCCAGGUCGGAGGGUCCAUGGUGACCUACGGGGGGAUGUCCAAGCAGCCCGUCACGGUCCCUGUGAGCGCACUAAUAUUCAAGGACGUGAAAGUAUGCGGCUUCUGGGUGACGCAGUGGAAGAGACAACAGUCACACGAAGCAUUCCGAGCCAUGCUGGACGAGCUGUGCUCCCUCCUUCGCCAGGGAAAGCUUAGCGCACCCGCCUGCACGGAGGUGACGCUGAGCGACUACCGUCACGCUUUGGACGCCGCCAUGCGACCUUUCACCUCAGCCAAGCAGAUCCUGAUCACGUGAAGACUCGCUCAGCGCGGUGAUAAAUGUCAGGUUUAAAGUUCACUUUUUUUUAAUGAAUCGUGAGCUUCAAAACUUUAAAAAGACCUUAACGAGUCGUUAAAUCGACAUGAAUUGAUAAGAACUUAUUUUAUUAUAGGUUGUAACAUGAUACUGUCUUCUAAAAUUAUCAGUGUAAAGAAAUAGAGUGACAACUUUUUGUUUCUUGACUUUAUUAAACGGCAAACUGAAGGUAGUAUUGAUAAUAAUAUGGUUUAUCAUGGGUGAUAUACACUGUGAAGCCAAAGGUUAUUGUUUGUUUAGCUUUGAUUAUGUUUACAACAUGAUUAAAUCAUCAUCAAACCUGCUUGUUAUGUUAUUUAGAUAAGGCUGAAACUUCCAAG
Molecule: messenger RNA, 1589 nt
Organism: Corythoichthys intestinalis (scribbled pipefish)
Lineage: Eukaryota; Metazoa; Chordata; Actinopteri; Syngnathiformes; Syngnathidae
Gene: mecr
Product: mitochondrial trans-2-enoyl-CoA reductase
Exons: 10
Coding region: 97-1209 (370 amino acids)
Biological process (GO): fatty acid metabolic process
Cellular component (GO): mitochondrion
Molecular function (GO): trans-2-enoyl-CoA reductase (NADPH) activity
Source: RefSeq, a predicted model, not a curated record